CAAUCACAGAGCAGUCCUCACUCAGCUCAUGCAGACAGUUUAUGGCAUGUAUGCAGUUUAGUUGCACGCGCCGACUGACUGCAGGUGACAAUAUCGCGUGCCACUUCAAUCAAUAGCCGUCUUUUGUUCGUGUCCCUCGUAUUAGACAAUAGGGGACAGAAUUCACUCUUCCAUCUGUAAGGGAAAAUAUUUUCACCACAGUGUACGUCAAGUCCUGAUAUCUGCUCACCUGUUGAUCACUUCUGACUCAUUAUGGCCACGCGCGUUCGACCGAGUAAUAAACGAUGUGCAGUCAUCGGAGGAUCUGGUUUCUUGGGCAGACACUUGGUGGAGAAGCUGUUGGAUCGAGGUUACUCCGUUUCUGUGUUUGACAUCCGUCAGAGCUACGAGCUGCCUGGAGUCAGCUUCCACCAGGGAGACCUCUGCGACAAACAGGCUCUUCUGCCAGCUCUGAAGGAUGUGUCCCUGGUCUUCCACUGUGCCUCCCCAGCCCCUGCCAGCGAUAACCGUGAGCUGUUUGAGAGGGUCAACAUUCAGGGCACGCGCACUGUUAUUGAGACCUGCGUUGAAACUGGAGUACAGAAACUGGUCUUGACGAGCAGUGCCAGUGUGGUGUUUGAGGGGACAGACAUUAAGAAUGGGAGAGAGGACUUACCAUACGCAAAGAAGCCCAUUGACUAUUACACAGAAACCAAAAUUAAGCAAGAGAAGUUGGUCCUCGAGGCGUGUGACAAGCAGAAAGGUUUCCUCACAGUUGCCAUCCGUCCUCAUGGCAUCUUUGGACCUCGGGAUCCACAGCUGGUCCCCAUCCUGGUGGACACGGCUCGCAGGGGCAAGAUGAAGUUCAUUAUUGGUGAUGGAACCAACCUGGUGGAUUUCACCUUUGUGGAGAAUGUAGUUCACGGUCACAUCCUGGCUGCUGAACGCCUGAAGCCAGACUCCCCCAUAUGUGGAAAACCCUACCACAUCACUAAUGAUGAGCCGAUUCGGUUUUGGGACUUCAUGUCUGAGGUAUUGGUAGGUCUGGGAUAUGCUGCUCCACGCUACCACCUCCCCUACGCCCUUGUGUACGGACUGGCCCUGCUUCUCUGGCUGCUGGCCCUGAUCCUGCGCCCUCUAGUGUCCUUCAAGCCCACCUUUACACCAAUGAGAGUGGCUCUGGCUGGAACACAUCACUACUACAGCUGUGACCGUGCCAAACAGGACAUGGGCUAUAAACCUGUAGUCAGUCUGAAGGAGGGGAUAGCACGCACGGUGCAGAGCUACCCUCACCUCAGACAAGGGGCUUGACGGCAACAUGGACAUGAAGACUGUUGAGACAUGGAAGGCUGAGAGUGUUAGUACAGUUACACUGAAUAGACAGUUCAAAACAGACAAUUUAUCUUUAUUCCUCACGCUGUGCCUUUUCAAUAUUAAUGCACCACUUUGACCAGCAGAGGGCAGCAGAUGAUACUGGUUUGAGUCCACAGACACUGCAGUGAGAUCUUGAUUUAAAGCACUGUUUAUGCAAACGUAAAUAUACUGAUCUUACUCUGUGAAAAUACUUACAGAUAUUAUUGCUUCAUUCUCAUGUGUUUCACUCUUGUGCUGUACACUUUGAGAGACUGCUAUUUUUGUCAAAAUACCUUAAUACAUUCCAUUAAACAAUGAUUCUUCUGAUACAA
Thunnus maccoyii (southern bluefin tuna) is the source of this 1664-nucleotide messenger RNA. RefSeq names its product NAD(P) dependent steroid dehydrogenase-like (gene nsdhl). Bases 253 to 1290 code for a protein of 345 amino acids. The record is from RefSeq and is a predicted model, not a curated record. NCBI's taxonomy places the organism in Eukaryota, Metazoa, Chordata, Actinopteri, Scombriformes, Scombridae. Gene Ontology annotation, molecular function: 3-beta-hydroxy-Delta5-steroid dehydrogenase (NAD+) activity. Gene Ontology annotation, biological process: steroid biosynthetic process. The transcript has 7 exons.